Coregonus clupeaformis (lake whitefish) is the source of this 1123-nucleotide messenger RNA. RefSeq names its product exosome complex component RRP41. The record is from RefSeq and is a predicted model, not a curated record. Lineage: Eukaryota; Metazoa; Chordata; Actinopteri; Salmoniformes; Salmonidae. The transcript has 3 exons. Gene Ontology annotation, biological process: poly(A)-dependent snoRNA 3'-end processing; U4 snRNA 3'-end processing; nuclear mRNA surveillance. Gene Ontology annotation, cellular component: cytoplasmic exosome (RNase complex); nuclear exosome (RNase complex); nucleolus. Bases 92 to 829 code for a protein of 245 amino acids.
CUAAAGCCACCGUAUCUACUCGUGGGCGUGUGGGUAAUGUCGUCUAUAACACACGUGCCUAAUUUUCUUAUGCCAGUUCAAACGUUCAAAGAUGGCAGGCCUGGAAUUAUUGUCCGACCAAGGAUAUCGUCUUGAUGGAAGAAAAGCUACUGAGCUGCGCAAAGUACAAGCUCGUAUGGGUGUAUUUGCCCAAGCUGACGGGUCUGCAUACAUAGAACAGGGAAAUACCAAAGCGCUGGCAGUUGUGUAUGGCCCUCAUGAAGUGCGAGGGUCCCGCAGCAAGACCCUCCAUGACCGCGCUGUCAUCAACUGCCAGUACAGUAUGGCCACCUUCAGCACAGCGGAGAGGAAGAGGAGACCCCACGGGGACCGCAAGUCCACAGAGAUGAGCCUUCACCUCAAGCAGACUUUUGAGGCAGCAGUGUUGACUAAUCUGUACCCACGCUCUCAAAUAGACAUUUAUGUCAAGAUCUUGCAGUCAGACGGUGGGAACUACAGUGCGUGUGUGAACGCCGCCACUCUGGCAGUGAUCGACGCGGGUAUCCCCAUGCGGGACUAUGUGUGCGCCUGCACUGCAGGCUUUGUGGACGAGACGCCGUUGGCAGACCUGUGCCAUGCUGAAGAGAGUGGAGGGGGCACAUCACUGGCCUUGGCAUUGCUUCCCCGUGGUGGGCACAUCGCCCUGCUACAGAUGGACGCCCGACUCCACCAGGACCACCUAGAGACACUGAUGGAGGCGGCCAUGACGGCCUGUAAGGGUGUCAGCAAAGUGUUGGAUGAGGUGGUGAGACAGCAUCUUCAGGAGGUGUCUGCACUGACCGGAGAGUGAUGUGGUGUAGCUUGGACUUUGUGGUAGAUUGGCCUAUUUAGUCAUUUAGCAGACGCUCUUAGCCAGAGCGACUUAGUUAGUGAGUGCAUACAUUUUUCAUACUGGCCCCCCGUGUGAAUCGAACCCACAACCCUGGCGUUGCAAGCGCCAUGCUCUACCAAAUGAGCUACAGCCUAUAGUGAAUGGCCUGGGGAGGUGGAGGCGCAGAUAGAGGAUUAAUGUUGUAUUUUUUUAUUGUACACUCAUGCUCUGCUUUUGUAUGAAAUGCCUUAUAAACAAUUACAUUUAAACCCA